AGAAGGAAAAUAACUUUUUAGCAGCUCGUUGUCGUCGUCGCGUUUUUCCACACACAGCCAGCAUUAAGCGGUGCGUUCUUUGGCAGUGCUCUGAUUUUUCUUCUCUGCGCCUACAAAUUGUCCCCCGUGUGUAUAUGCGAGAAGUCCGCAUUCUAAUAAGAAAGUGGCCUCCCGUGCGUUUCGGCGUGUAGAACAUUUCGCUUUUAUCGGUUCACAAGUCACAGUCCUCGGUGGAGUCCUCCCGUGUGCGUAAAUGUGUUCGGUGCUGUGUACUUGCGGAAAGUAGCAAAAACUCACACUUCCCCGAUUGUCGAAUCCCCCCGUCCAUUCGCAGCAGCAGCAGCAGUGCUUGUGUGAUUCGCGAUCCUUGCCUCCCGCGUUAAUGUGAAAAAUCCUAAUCGGAAAAUGCUAUAAAAUUGUGAACCGUGUGAAUGUGCUAGCCGAGUGAACCAGUUAGAACCGAGCGAAACGCCAGAAUUGGUCGGGGAGAAAAAUUCGCGAAUCCAAUCCUCACACGAUUCCCAUCGGAUUCGUUUGCGAGAGUGCUGUUUUGUAUCGCCACCGCUGGGGGCAAUACUGAAUUGGAUAGUGUUAAGUGAAGGUGAAACAGAAGAAAAACGAACGAGUUCCAACAGGAUUAUUUUCCGAGCAUUCGUAGUGUUUUUCGAUCGGCUGGCGGUGCUGGCAUCGUGGGCGUGAGUGAACUGUCUGUUGAGCUGUACCAUCUUUCCCCCCGGGAAAGGACCUUCUUUUCUUCAUCCUUGGUGUGGAAAAACCUUGAAACUAACAGCGGGAAACUGGCAGUGGCAGGAGAUAACGGGCGGCCAAAUCUCCGUUUUUAAUUAAGCUAUACCAAAGGCAGAAGACGUUUCUCCGGGUUGCAGUACAACGCAAGACGUUCGCGACGAGGCGACUGGUUACACUUCUUAUCCCGACACUGCUCGUAGGAACCCAGCCCACACAUCUUUCAUACUAAGUUAGUGAAGUCCCUAGGAUAGUCGAGGCUACGCGGCACACUCACACAUACACAUACUAUUUGACAUCGAUAACGUCACAAUGGGGAAGCAGAACAGCAAACUGAAGCCGGAGGUGCUGGAGGACUUGAAGCAGAACACAGAAUUUUCAGACGCAGAGAUACAGGAAUGGUACAAAGGUUUUCUGAAAGACUGCCCCAGCGGCCACUUAUCGGUGGAGGAAUUCAAGAAGAUAUAUGGAAAUUUCUUCCCCUAUGGAGAUGCGAGUAAGUUUGCAGAACACGUAUUCCGGACCUUCGACGCUAAUGGCGACGGCACGAUAGACUUUCGGGAAUUCCUGUGCGCCCUAAGUGUCACCUCGCGUGGUAAGCUGGAGCAGAAACUCAAAUGGGCCUUCUCGAUGUACGACCUGGAUGGUAACGGAUACAUUUCCCGACAGGAAAUGCUUGAGAUCGUCACCGCUAUUUACAAGAUGGUCGGCUCGGUGAUGAAGAUGCCGGAGGACGAGAGCACACCGGAGAAGCGGACGGACAAAAUCUUCCGCCAGAUGGACCGCAACAAGGACGGCAAGCUCAGUCUGGAGGAAUUCAUCGAGGGAGCGAAAAGUGAUCCGUCGAUCGUACGGCUGUUGCAAUGUGAUCCGCAGGCGCAGUGAGCAAUUCCAAAAUUACUUCUCUGGCGUCGACGCCGCUGCCACUGUAGGCGUCGGCGUCGAUCCACUACCACAACCACCACCAUCACUACUAUUACUAUCUCUACUAUUACCACUAGUAAUGAUGAUUGGCUAACAAGUAAAAGAACUGCGAGAUCGGGCGGCGACGGCAAAAAAAACUGCCGCCAGAACCUCUGCUGCGAACAAAGGCAAAAUCUGCAACAUGCUAAAAGUAACUUUGAUAACAUGAAACCUAAUAAUAAACAUAAUUUUUUCCUAUUAUAUAACAAUAUUUAUUACAAAUCACAGUUUAUUAUUUACAAAUUGAAGCAAAAAAUUACAAAAUGUUAAAAACAAAACAAAUGAGUAUCACAAAGAUAAACACAAACAAAUAAAUACCAGUAAGUUAAAAGUAAGCAACCGUUGAACUUUGCUGCAAAUUUUUAGAUACGCGAGUUUAAAUGUAAAUAUUUUUUGAAUUGAUAUUUCCUUUCAUCGCUUUUCGCGCAGUUCUUACUUUCGAGUGAUAUUCUCAUCCAUUAUUAGCCAACUUCAUCACAUGAUAUUUUUGUUUCUGUAUAUGUUUAUUUCAUUUUAUGGCAUCCAAGAAGCAGUAGUCUUAAUGUAACGUUUCAGUUCCUUAUCGAAUCAUGAUAGUUGCUUCUGACGAUUGACGUUUCGAGCCUACCCAAAUUAAUCUCUAACUGCUGUUGGUUAUUGCCCUCGAUGCUAUUGUACCUCUUCCCUCAAAGUCGAACCAAUGGCGAUCACAAUCCGGACCCGGAAAUGUAAAAAGUAAAAAGUGUGAUUCUAUCUUCCGGCUAGCCCUUCUAAAGUCCAAAGGAAUAUCAAUGAAAAAUAUCGAUUGAAAAGCUUCCCAGCAACAUGUCAACCUGUCUCAUAAAAGAAACGCUCCCACACCAGAAGGAUCUUUUCGCUCGGGUAGGAGAAUACUAAUCACAGUUUAACUCUUCUUAUCUCGGCACUUUCAUUCGUGACGACGUUUUAUCUCUUCGAGCUUUUUUUUCGUGCCAUUCUUAAUCAACAAUUGUUCGACUCAGACUCCAGAGCAUAGAUUUUCUCUGCCCGACCGAAAGUGUUUGUUGUUGUUGUUGUUGUUGCUGGUGAAGCUUUUCAUUUGCCCACUUGUUUGUCAGAGAUUAAAAUUGAAAAGUGAAGUUAAAUUGAAAACAAUUUUUCGGGCCUAAUGAUGUAAAGCGAAGAGAUAAGAGAGAAAAAAAAACAAAAUACCCAGUAAAAGUGAAUUUUUCGCUGCCUCCGCGAAUUCACAUUAGCAUUCUGCCUAAACGACGAAAACAGCAAACAAAAUGCGGACAAUUUGAAAUGUACCAAGGGAUAGAGGUACACACACACACAUACACACAAGGAUAAUCAAAUUGUACGCGAGAUCGACGGAAUUGAAUAAGAAUGUAAUAAUAUUCCACCGAGACGCGAUGAGAAAAAAGAGGAGGGAGUGGCGGAAAAAUGAUGAAUUGAACUGACGACGAUAGAAAUAAAAGGUUUUACCGGCGUGAGACGGAAAGAUUGAAAUUGUUACAGUUUUAAUUUAAGCAAAAUAUGUGUGAGUGUGCUAAACUUUAAACUAGUGUUUAAAACAAACAAACAAACAAACCAAGAAAUCAUUGUGGAACCCGGUUAAGACAACGCACGCAGGAUCACUUGUUAGGAUUUUUUAUUCUGGUUUGAUGAAUUAUUGUAUUUUUAUAAACAUUUUUGCCUAUUUAUUUUUCAUGUCCAUUCAUCGCAUCUGAAAACACACACAGACACACAUAGUCAUUUAAUUAGUUCUUCAAGCGAAUCCCAACGAAUCUUCGGAUUUAUUCAAUAAAACGCUGGGUUUCGUUGCUUUAAUUUUUUUUCUAACUUCUUGCAAAUAUGCUGUUACUAACACUAUUUUAAUCACUCGCCGAUCAGAGUCAACACAGAGUCAUUUAAACUCUCACUUCGCUCUUUCGUUUUUGUUUUGUUGUUUUCCAUUAACACAUAGGAAGCAUAAAAGGAAAGAUAGAGGAGGAAAAAAACAGUUGAAACACAGAUCUUUAAUGCUAAGUCAAGUUUGUACAGCCUUUUGAAUAAAUUUUAUUUUUCAUUUUAUUUUAUACUGUUUAUGUUGGUGUGUAUCACACCUUUGGAAAGAAAUCAGCUCAAAAAUGGUCGAUUUACGAAUUUGCGUUAGAUUUGCAACCAGAUGGCGCAGCGAGUGAAAUGAUGAUGUUUUGUUUUUUUGAUAUGAAAUUUGUUUAAAUUGUUAGAAAAAUCCGAAUUUUUCUUCAAAUUUCCCGGAUUUAAGUAUUCUUUCCACGCCAAAAAGGUUAAAAAAUCAUCAGUUUACAAUGUGGUAUAUAUAUUAUGAAGAAUAGCUUGGUAUAAGUGUUGCAACUUAAGUUUUUUUUUUCUUACCGUAUACAUACGACAUUUAAUGGUUGAAAUCAAUCUAAAAAGCGAUAACAUGAAUAAUCAUGACUGAAUCUUGCUUUAUAGUGCGUAGAGUAAACAAACAUCAUCACUUUUGUGGUUCUUAGCUCUAAUGUAGGUGUCGCAUGAGCUGAUUCAGCUUCGCGUAAAUUCGUCAAUAGUGUUCAACUUCGUGUUGGCUGUUUAGGCAUUUUUGCGAAUGUUAUUGGGUGGUGUUCAAUGAGUUUUUCAUGAGGGCCUCAGAUUGCAGUGAAACUUUGUGGGUGUAAAGACAUUGGUCAUUUGAGCAACUUUGCAUAUUUAAAAUCUUCAAAAAAGUAUUAGAAUACUAUGUGAGAAAAGAUAGUUUUAAAAAAAAAAAUUUACAAAAAUUUCCAAUUUAAAAAUUUUAACACCUACAAAACUUUGGUCAAAAAUGAAAAUGAAGAAAUUUUCAUAAAAAAUAUGAAAAAAUUACACUAAAAGAAGUUUCUUUAAAAAUUGAAAUUGAUUUUUCUCGAAAACAUUUUUUUUAAUUAAAAAAAAUAUGUAAAAAUAUAUAUAUUUCCUAACAACAAAUUAUUCAUAAUUCUUCGAAAAUAAAAAAAAAGCAAAUCCUAAUUUUGAUCAAAGUCAAGAUAGUGAUCUAGUGUAUUCGACAAGGUUUUAGAUUUCACUAGCUGACCCAGUGAACUUAAUUCCGCUCUAAAUUGUUUUUUUUUUUAUAUGAAUACUUUCAAAAACUCACGUUUUCUCACUCGCGAACGUUCGUUAGUCCAAUCGCAGAACUCUUCAUUGAUUGAUUACCCUUGAACCCUUUACAAUUUACUUGUACUAUGCAUUUCCUAGUACUUCUACCAAAACUCGUCAUCUAUAUAAAUAAAAAUGUAAGGCAAAAUCUGUUGGUAAGCGGAAAACCCGAAGAAGGGAUGGUCCGAUUUUAGCCUUCUUUAUUUUGUUGUAGUCGUCUCUUCCCGUAGAUCAAUAUAGUGGAGAGAAAAAUCGGAAAAUUUUCGGAAAAUCCUGAAGAAGGUCGGAAAAUUCGGAAAAUUAAAUUCCCACAUGUUCGAAAAUUACAUCAUAAUAACCAUUCGAUAUUUGCGCUAUCGAAAUUGAUCUUUGUUCGUAAAUGGAUAUGGAUUUUCAGGCGAAAUAACGCGUUUCCAUAUCUUAUAUCUAUAAAUAAUAAUGGAAGGCCAAAUGUGUUGGUAAGCGCAAAACCCGAGGAAGGAAUGGUUCAAUUUGAGUCAUCUAUAUUUCGUUGUAUUCGUCUCUUCCCGUAGAUCAAUAUAGGAACCAAAUCGGAAAAUUGAAUUCCCAUAUGUUCUACAAUUAGCUAAGCAUUGUUAGUCCAUUUGAUGUUGGCGCUAACGAAAUUGAUUUUUGUUCGAAAGAGGAAAAGGAUUUUCAGACGGAAUAACGUAUUACUAUAUCUUCUAUCUAUAUAAACAAAAAUGGGAGACCAAAUGUGUUGGUAAGCGCAAAACCCGUGGAAGGAAUGGUCCGAUUUGAGCUGUCUUUAUUUUGUAAUAUUCUCUGUAUCAAACAUGUAUUCCAUGCAACGGAGAAACAUGUUAUUUCCAAAUGCUUGAAUAAUCUUGAACGAGAAUUGUGUCUGAAAAUAAUUUUAUAUUAUAAGGACGAUUUUUUUUAGAAGUACUAGACAAUUUAUAGUAAAAUGAAAUUGUAAAGGGUCAAAGGGUAAUCAAUCAAAGAAGAAUUCAGUGAUUGGACUCACUAACGUUCACUUAGUAAGAAAACGUGGAUGUUAGAAAGUAUUCAAAUCAAAGAAACUAUUUUGGACGGGAUGAAGUUCGUCGGGUCAGCUAGUUAUAAUAUAAAAUUGUUUUCAGACACAAUUCUCGUUCAAGAAUCUUUAAUCACUAGCAAAAAACAUGUUUAUCCGUUACACGGAAUACAUGUUUGACAAAUACAACAAAAUAAAGACAGCUAAAAACGGACGAUUCCUUCCUCGUGUUUGGUGCUUGCCAAAACAUUUGGCGAUCCAUUUUUAUUUGUAUGGAUAUAAUACAUUGGAGUGCGUUUUUUCACCUGAAAAUUCAUUUCUAUUUUCGAACAAAGAUCCAUUUCGUUAGCGUAAUUCAAAUAGACGAACCACGUUACGAUGGAAUUGUAGAAAAAAAAUGGAAAUUCAAUUUUACGAAUUAUACCAUUUUCCUCCAGUUUUCCGAAAAUUUUCGUUUGUAAUGUUUGGUUGAAAUAUGUGUUCCAUUUGUAUGUGACGCCCCCCCAAGCCUAUGAGGAACAGACAGACAGACAUAAAUCCAUUUACAGUGAUAGGCAUAGAAAAGCCCGCCUUGGAUGUUUAAAAACUUUUUUCAAUUACUGGACUAUUUUAUCAAAAACUACUGCUGCAAUUUUAUAGAGUUGUUUGUUAACUAUUAGUCUUUCCAGUAAUGAACCUGUUUUGUCAUUUUUGUUAGAUUUUGUUUACUCCCUUACAUGACAAAUAUGCGUUGACAAAAAUACGAGCUCAUCCCCAAAAAAAGAUAUUAAAACCACUUAAAACCUUUGAGUAGCUCGUUUCUUCAUGUUAUGACAGUUAGAGUUGUGCGAUAUUGUUAGCAAUCGAUAUUGAAGCAUAAACAAAGUGUUGUUUACAUUGUAUUAAAAACAGCGUAAGAUAACGAUUUUUUGAAUUUUGUUUGUAUAAAAAACAAUUUUGUUAAGUAAAAUCAGCAAUUCUAUGAGUCUUCAUUAGAAAAAACAACAUUUUUCAUUGUAUUUCCAUCAUAUUUAUCUGAAUUCAAUUCAUAAAACUUAAACCAAACAUGGUCCUUAUUCCCGUAUACACUACACCUGAAAACAAUGUGGAGUGAGUACAAACUUAUUCCGGAUUACACGCCACUGUAAACAUUUGGUAGAAUUAAUUAUGAAUACAACUAGUUCAUCCACCGAUGUUAUUCUGGUUUACACUUCACGCUCUCGUUCGUGUGAACAGAGCGAUUCCUCGUGCUCAUCAUAAUCGCCGAUCAUUCACUCUCCCGAAAAGUUGGUAUAUAUGACGAGCUUUUUGGUAAAUAUUACCAAUAUUUAGUAAAUUUUUGCAAUACGAAUUCUUCGUACAUAUUACGCGAUAACAAUGAUAAACAAAUGUCAAAUCGGCCAGUUUAACCCAGUAUAAGCAGUCGGUUCAACGUUGGCUUAACAUAUACCCUAAACAAGUUAUGUUAACCCAACCUUCAUGCAUAUAUUGUUAUGAAUUUAUUGAGCUUUUGUGUGCAUCUUUAUUCAUUUAUUGAACUAUCUACACUAUUUAAAUUAUUUAUUGAACUAUCUAAACUAUCGACAUCUGAUCCUGCACCGAUUGGGUCUGAUCCACGGCUACAUAUAAGGAAAAAUACACAAUUAUUACUACAAAUAGCUACAACAGACUACUCAAUCCUCACCAUUAUCCUCUCCCAGGACCAGCGUGUAAUUAGGGGAACCUGGGGCAAGAGUGCCACCUUAAGCUAAUAAGCGUUUUUUGAAUGCUCUUUUGUUAUAUUUUUUUUUUAGUUUUUUUGCUGGUUUGUUCAUUUAUACUCCUAUUUAGGUGUAGCUAUGCAUCAAAUUGUUCAAAAGUUAUGUUUACUAUGAAAAUGUUUCAUUCACAAAAAUGAUGUUUUGGCUUGUACUUUUCCAGUACGGGGCAAGAGUGCCAUUCUUAUAAAAAUAUAAUUUUUGAUGAAAAAAGCACUGUGAAAUUCACGGUGGUUCCAAAGAACGCAAACUCAAGUUCUGGUGGCGUUCACGAAAACCGGCAAGCCAAUCUUCUCCGGCCUGGAGUCAUGGAAACAUAUAGAAACUGAGGGUAUUUCGUUAAUUUGCGCCUGUGCGUUCUUAUAUAGAUUGCAGUUGUAAGAAGCUCAGUUAGUAUUUAUCUGUUUUCCAAUAAAAAAUAUUUAAGGUUCUGGCUGAUAAUAUGUGAGAUAUAUGCAGUAUCUGUAUACAACAAAGUUCUGUUAGUUAAAUAAUUGUAAAAAAUGGAAAUAGGCAAAAUAAUCAGAUGGGCACUCUUGCCCCGGGUUCCCCUACUUCUCAGUCAAACACAUUCGGGAAAUAUCACGGAGCUGACGAAACCCAGGCGGCAUUAAGUGAGGCCAGCUCUAUGUCCCGUUGCAACAUUGACUUGACGCGACAGUGGAUACGGAACCUCCGUCGUGACGAAUCCGGAAAACAUCCAAUUGAUCGAACCACCGAUCACAAUCGUCUGCAAAACGUUUAUGAAGUUGUCCUUGACCAAAUCCAACAGCAUAAAGGUAGAACUAGGACUCGACAGGGCUCGUUUUUGUGUCUCGAAGUACGCAAAUUCCUUAUUUUUGAAGUAAUAUCUUCGUAUUCUCCCGCAGCAGACGAGUACGAGCCAUUGCUAUCCAAUAUGUAUCAAUAUUAAUUAAUGAACAUAAAUUGUAUUGAUUUUCAAGAAUAUUACUUACCUGUCCCGAAUCUGGGUUAACCCGACCUUCUUCUGUGAAGAAAUCAAUACCGAAAAGUAGUACCGUUCAACUCAAUUAACAACUCGGUAAUUAAGCUAAAAAUUUUAUAUUUACAUUUUCUUCGCGGUUGCCAGUAAUGACAAUCGUAAAAGUUACUAAUACCGCGAAGUAGAAUGAAACAAUCGUUGGUAGGGAUGUGUAUUGCAUCUGAAACUCUUUUUACAAAUGAUUGGUAAUUUUCAAAGAAAAUAUGGGCAUUCUACUAAUGUUUGUAUUACAAAAGAUUUGGAGGUUUUUUUAGUAAUCCAUUUUCUGGGUGUAUCGACACAACUCGAGGAUAAACAAAACAAAAUACAACUGACGUUUCUCUCAGAAACGACAUUGGAAAUGAACACAGAGUCAUUUUGGUAUCCACUCCACUUUCUACACGAAGUUCAUUUUUGCACUACACGAUCGGUAGAAACGGGAAUAGGUGCAUAAAAGUGAAGUGAGAUGUAAGCGUAGUGGGAACGUAAGUGUAAGUGGAUACGGGAAUAAGGCUCUCUAUCUCAAUGGCCCACAGGUUCUCGAUCAGGUUGAGAUGAGGACUUUGUGGUGGCCAUUCAAGGGGUUUUAUUUUGCGUGAACGUAAAUAGGCUUUGGUAUCUUUAGAAGAAUGCUUCUGGUCGUUGUCCGGUUUGGAAAACGAAGCUUUUUCGUAGGUCAGUUUUUCGAAGUGAUUCCUUAAUGAUGUCAAUGUAGAUAUCUGCUGUAAUGAUUCCGUGAAUUCGCAUCAGAUUUCCAACACCAGCCCAGGAAAAGCAUUCCCACACCAUUACAUUGCCUCCUCCGUGUUUGACUGUAGCCUGCAAAUGACGUUCCUGCAAUCCUUCAUCAGCCUUCCGAAACACUUUUUCGUGCCGCUUCUUGUUGAAAAGCUCAAUUUUUGGUUCGUCAGACCAAAGUACGUUUUCCCAGAAGUUGACCUAUUCCGGAUCUGCCAGCAAUCGAACCGUAAGCUUUGUGCUAGUGCACAAUUUCACGGACUGCUCCCCGGCUGAUUCCGAACUUUUCUGUAAUCUUCCGCUGUGAAAUUUGCUGCAAAUGAUCCUGAACAACAAUAUUUCAGACUUGCAUGUUGUUUUUCUUUCCACCCAUUUUGAUUUUGUUAAAAACUCUUCGUGUAAACAACAACAAUCGACUUUUAUGUAUCAUCGUAAACAACACGUUGUUUAUAUCGCGUCAAUUGAAUCACUGAAAUUUUAUAGAUAAUAUCGCACAACCCUAGCUGUCAUAACAUGUGGAAACGAAGGAAUACUCAAAGGUUUUGAAUGAUUUUAAUAUUUUUUUUUUUGGGUUGGGCUUUUCUUUUUGUGAACGCAUAUUUGCACACAUUGAAGAAGUCAUGUAAGGAAUGAACAAAAUCUAACAAAACUAAUGAAAUUUGUUAAUUACUUGGAAGAGUAAUAGUUAAUAUACAAUUCUAUGAAAUUACGGUAGUUGUUUGAAAUGGUCCAGAAACUGAGAAAAGUUUUUAAAUAUGCAAGGUGGGCUUUUUAUGCAUAUCACUGUAUAUUCGGAUUAAAACUUAGAUUACUUAGAUUCGGAUUAAAAAAAUAAUCAAACACUAACUGCACACUUGAACGAACGAACUAGAACUGAUUUUAUUGUGUCUUGAAUUGUUCCUACCUAAUGAAUUUCUGCUUAUCGGUAAUUUUUGUCCAUGCGCGGCAUUCCACGGUGAAGGUUGGUUUAGAGCUCCCGUGAACGUGAACAAACACUUCUUUGUUAAUAGUUCAUCAGUCAUCAUAUAUAAAACGCGAGGAAAACAUCUUUAAAUGAUAAGAAGGAACAUUUACUAGUUGAAGAACAUAUUUCAACACAAUUCAUAUUGAUAAAAAUUGAUUAAUUGAUAAUUUCUAAAUUUUUAAAUUCUAAAUUUUCACCGUGGAAUCGAGAUGUUGGUGAAUUCACGAUAGUUCGCCGGCUUCGGUGAACAUGAACGUGAAAACAGUGGUGAAUAUAGACGUCAAAAUAUUUCCCUGUUCAUGUUCACGUUAGAAUGCCCCAAGGCAUUCUGAAAAUUAUUUCGCCGUGAACUGUAAAAGGAUAUGUUAAACAACUUAACAACUUAAACAAGUUUUCUGUAAAAUUUUCCACACAGAUGUAAUUUUAUUCAAUCGGAUCUCUGCACGGAUCGAACAACUUUGUUGCUUCGGGUUACUUUGUGAACAGCUGUAUAUUUUAUCAAAAUUAGUUUAUUUAAGCUCGAUGUUUAUCUACUUCACGUUUACUAGCGAACGUUUAAUAUGAACGUGAACGUGAACAAGAACAUUCUGUUCGCCACGGUUUUCUGAGUUGUUUGGCCGCAACGUGGUUCACCGUGAAAUGAUCGUACUAUUUCACCAACUGUUCAAGUUCACGUUAAAGGGAGCUCUAAACCAGCCUUGAGAAGGUAUCCUGUUUCGUUUGACUGGGUCCUACGUUCGCUGUCGAUUAUGCUGAUUUUGACGCGUUCUCAGAAUAUCGUUGCAAUUUCUGGCCAACUAUAGAUUGCUGAUAUUGCAGCUCGUGUAGCACAUGUUUUUGUUGGUGUAUUGCUUGUUCCUCGGUGUUACAUUCGGAGUUUUGAAAGUUUUGAAAAAUAUGAACUUUUGUUAACUUUCUAUUUUUUAUGGUUUCUUUGGUAUUUUUGUAUGCAGGCAUCUGAAAAAUAAUGUUAUACUCGUAACAAUUUUGUGUGUAAAUUCUCACGUUUGGCAUGUUCUUGACAUGUUUCUAAAUAGAAAAAAAGUGUAGAAUAUGUCAAUCGUGAUAUGCAUACAUAAAUGUUACUAAAGAACUUAAUUGUAUUUUUUUCAAAGAAAACAUAAAAAAAUGGUUGCUAAGGAAAAUCUCUCUUUGAAACAGUACCCUUCUUCUGAUAUAUGCGUGACGUGUCCAGAAUUAAAAAAAUUGUUUGAGAAAAAUCAGUAUUUUUCUAGAAUUUUUCUUUUUAUGAAAUUAAAAAAAAAGUUUGAUAUUUUUUGAUGGAAGACUGAAAAUUUUCUUAAACUUUAUGCUCUGAAUUUUGUAAGCGUACUUGUUUAUUAUUUUUUUAUGAAAAUUUAAACAAUUUCCAUAAAUUUAAACAAAUUAAAUUUUGUUAAAAUUAAAUCUUUUGAGAUAGAAAUGUUUAUCAAAAAUUAGGAAAAAAAAAUUUGGCCCUUUUCAAAAAGUAGAAUUAUUUUUUGGAAAUUUCAAGUAUGCAAAGUUGUUUAAAUGACCAAUGCUUUCACACCCACAACCUUUCACUGCAAUCUAAGAUGGCGCUGCCAACUUCUAAGUCGUUGUCCUAAGUUGACCUGAAAUUCGUCUUAUUUAUUUCAUCGUUCAUUUAAUAUUGGAUUUAGAAUUGGGACGCAAGAAAUCAUCUCUGUUGCGGGCUCUAAAUUUCACUCUCAGAAUAAAAAUAAAACACAUUAUUCCGAUUUGAUUUUGAUGAAAACGCAAACAGUUUUGCAUGGUUUUUUUUCUUAUAUCAGAAAGUUUAACUAGCAAAUCGAAUUUGUCUCUGUCGCAAUUAAUAUUACGAUUCAUUUCGUAACAUUUCCUCAUAUGAAAAUGUCUAUUUCUCAAAUCGAUGAUUGUCCUGAUUGAGAACCAUCCUUUCACAAUUUUUCUUCGUUCAAUCGCCCAAAGGAACAGCAAUUCGUUCGUUUCAGUUGCUUUGAAUAUGAUUGUCUCAUUUUAUUCAGUUCAAAAUGAUUAAGAUGAAAGUGACAGAGCGUUCGUACACCUGAGAGAUGGAAAAAAGGUUUAUUUUAGGGGUUGUCAUACAUCACCGAAUAUUAGUGAUCUCAUACCGGGAAAUAAGACGAAACAAAUGAAUGAUGGAAUGUUCUCGAAUUCAGCUAGUUCAAUGAACGGAAAACUGGAUAGCUAAAACGGCAAACUAUUCUCGCAGUCGUCAUUUUAUUCCGGAAUGAAAUGAAGUUAUGAAAUCACAUACCAAUACAAAAAGAGAACAACAGAAAAUUCGUGUAAUUCAAUUGAAUGUACCUCUUGAUCAUUGACAGAUAGAAGAGAAACGAAGAGAAAGAGUGGAAUAACAUUGAAAAAGCAUUCAGAAACAUAUUGUAAAACAAAAACAAAAAAAGAAAACAUUUUCGCGAGUCCAUUAAUCAUACUGUUAAGUCAUUACUAAACACACAUUAUAUUGAUCAUGUCACAUUUCGCGAAGCCACGGAAGCGAUCGGAACACGGAAAGAGGAGAAGGAUGAAAUCAUGACUUAGAUAGUACUUUUUGGAAGUAAACACAUAGUGCAUAUUAAAUAUAUCAAUUGUCGAGUAUAAGAUAAUAAAUCAAGUUAUUGAAUUUAGGUGGGUCAGAUGGAGGUAACAAAAUAGAGUAUCAUCUCCCCCAUUCCGCGCCGCAGAGAGUAGAAGAAAGUUCAUAACACCGAACCAAUAUACCAUCAUUGUCGUUAUGGUCAACAGCAAUAGGAAAUGGACGCACAAGUAUAUUUGCAUUAUUUUCCUGGGAGAAAAAAAACAAGAACCGUGGCACGCCGUAACUAGAGAGUGAUGGAAGAACAUGGACCUAAGCACUGCAUUAAUGUUCAUUCGUUUUUGGGUAAAUCUAUGAUAUUAUAAAUAAUUGUUAUACUCUGGUUUACGUUUAUUUAACCGGAUUUCCCAAAAUCGAUAUCAAUCAAUAAUUAACAUCAAAUGAGCGCUGAGCGCUCGACUAUCGGUUCUUGGCUCCAGAGGCCAAUACAACGUGUCUAAAUCAAUAAUAAUUUACGAUUAAGCCUGUUUUCCAUGCUGGAAGUUUCUAACCGCUUCCGCAAAUCGAAAGGUUCGACAGCUUCAGUUUGGCCGCCAUUCAAAUGCUGAACAUUGGAAACUUCUUUUGCGAACUCGAUCAUUCCGUUCACUAGGACUCCUCGCUGAAUUCAUGGGCGAUAUACAAACUACGUAAUGUUAAAAAUACCGUUUUUGACCACGUUCUCUUUAUGUGACGAUAAGUAACAAAAGACAAAUGCCCCUUAAUGCGCAAACGUUCAAAAGGCAAAAUUCGGUUGAAAAGUUUUCAAAAUAUUUUAACUCUUAUUAAGAAAUGAAAACAUCAUUGUCGAAAAAUUAGGUAUUUGCCCAAGUUAGCGAUAAAUGUUCUCCAACGAAAAUAACUGGAAACGAAUAAGAAUCAUCUCCAUUAACUGGAAACUGUUAACGUUAAUAACUAUUUUCACUGUGAGCGAAUUCUUAGGAUUUGCAAACCAAUCGAGUCGGAAAUUCUCUAUGAUUUGUCUGAUAUGCUAUACAAUACAAUUCGCUAAUCUCUAAACGGUUUAAAUUCAUGUAAACUGGAAGAAUUUCAUUUUUCCCAUACAUUUGUUCUGCCGAUUCGUGUGCUAACCCUACCCGUAUUUCGAAUUCUUUUAACUCGAACAUUUCUUAACAGAUUGGAAGGAUGUUUGGAACAAUUGAUAGGAAAUAUUUCUACGCGUCUAUCACAAUUUAUAAAAUGUUAUUUUUCAUGAGAUGAACAAUUGAAUAACUGUAAAAUGUCAAGGAUUCCCCAACACAGACUUCAAAAUCGAUGUACCUGUGGAAAUCCUCUUUGCAAAUAUACAUGCAAGUCGGGGGCAUUUUUGUUCCCACCGAGCACUUAACACGGACUUCAAAAUCAAUGUGCCUGGGGGAAUCCACUUUGUCGAAACAUGCAAGUCGGGGGUAUUUUUUGGUGUUGAGUACUUUUGUACUCACUUGUCGUUGUGCAGACCGGAAUGUUUCCCUAAAACGUACUUUUAAACUGAGAAGCCUGGGAAAAUCGUCAUUUCAUAUACUAGAGGUGAAGGAACUUUUGCGGUUCGAGAACUACGUAAACGUGAGAUGUGCAAUAAUGUCAGAGGGAAAUGUAAAAUACAAUGAUCAUUUGACUAUUCUUCCGUUCGCAUAUUUGGUAGUCUUAGGCAUCAUAUCAAACGUAAAAGGACGAUCAUCAAGUUAUUUUUUAACGAAGAACAUAAUCUAUUAUAAAAAUUUCGAUGCAUUAUAAAAUAAUAUCUGAAGUGGUGAACAAGUGGAUUGCAUAUUAUAUUAUUAUUAUCAUUACUUGUCUUCGAAUGGGUCGUACAGACAGUUUAACUCAUCCUAUUUUUAAAAUCAUUCUUAGAUAUUAUAAAAUCAAAAUUUACAAACACUUCGUUAAAACUACGAAAACAAACAUAAAACGGGUUGUUCUGUCCAAAAUUAGAACGACACACAGGUAGACGAAUGAAAAUUGAACGCAGCGUUGUUCUAGCCGGAACGUUGAAGUUUAUGUUUUCCAAUAGCACUGAACAGUCCACGUUGUCGUUAAGAAUGUCGAAAAAAGACGGGUGGGUAAUGUCGGGGACAUAACCAGAGUGACGUAGGACUAUACAAAGGGCACAGCUUUUGUUAAAUAUAUAUUUCAAAUAUAUUGUUUUAUUUUCUUCUCCUACGUGAAUACCUACCUAUCUACCUGAAAAAUGGAUUAGUUUACUGUUUACUCUUUAUGAAUAUGUUGAUGGUUCUGAAAAGAACCUUUGGUGUUGUGUUUUUGUUAUCACUCGAUAUUCCCAUCUUGUUCGGUUAAACCUUCCUGUUUAGCUAUUGCGUUUGCCACUCGCCACAGCUUUCACAGUUGGAAAAUUUCUUCCCAUCCAGCUUUGUGACAUGAUGUACAGUAAAUUACAUUCAAUGCGACGUGCCGAAGCACCACUCAGUGUCGCAUUGGAGGCGAUUUUAACCUGUAAUUGAACAUUUGCGAUGACAGUGGUACAGUGUCGACUUGCAAUGUGGGGUCAUAAUUUGGAUCUCUAUGUUUACAAAAAUGUCCAACUAAAUAAGUCGCAUUAAAUGUCCGUCCAAUUAGCUAAAUGUCGAACUAAUUGUAAAUUACUGUACUUUCAAUCUGGAAACAAUUUAAGAAUUGGUGAAAAUUGAAUAAUCAGGAAAGUCCCCAACUAUCAAUAAGCUCAGAACAACUGCCAAAUUCACAUACUCAUCAGAUCCUGGAAAACAAAUGAUGAAAAAAUCGAUUUGUGUUUUAUUAUUAUUUUGGAUAAUGUUUUAGAAAGCAUUGAACUGUAUUUCCUAAACUCUUUUUUGGAAGGUUUAAUGGCCCUGAAAAGCGCCUUGUUUUAUGGAAUGGUUCCAAUUUAGAAAACUUAGUACUCGUGGUUUUGAAAAAAACCCAUUUCGAACGCCCUCGAUGCCGCCUUGUUGUGGAUUUACCACCAAAGCAGUUUGUAUAAAGAACUAAUUGUCUUUUUUCUUCUGCUACCUGAUGCCGUAUUGCGAUUGCGUUUGCCACUCGCCACUCGCUGCAACUGCCUGUUAUCUUGAUGUCCACCGAACCGAAUGUGUUCUGUUCCGAAUGCGGGUUUUCUUAUAGUCGCGAGCAGCUUUGCCAGCUAACUCGAUCACUUCGGCGGCCGAAACUAUAUAACGCCGGCUAGGUGGACUGGUACACUGAUACUAACGCGCUCGGCCUAACUACCCUUGCGGGGAACUCCAGAUCGACACGUUUCGAGCGGGAUUUUGUCCUUUCCCUUCACUUUUCCUCCUUUACCAUGUUCAGACAUGGCUCUUGGGUUGGUUUGUUGAUGUGUUGUGAUGCGAACCGAUGUGGUGUACGGUUUGAAUGAGAAUGAUCGUUACGGAAGGAAGGAAGGAAGGUCUUGUAUUACAGAGACUUUAAACUUUUGCAGUUCAUUCGUCUCUAGCCUUGAGAAAGGCCCUUUGAAAACUCUACUCUACUCUAUUACUCUACUCCAGCGCGACCACCUCCGCCCUCUUGCCUUGAGAAAGGCACUCGAUCCCUCGCCGUCCAGCUCGUCCAGCAACGAUGUUGUCCAGUCGGUGUCCACACAAAGAAUGUGAUCGUUACGGCAGCGGAGCGGGGAUUUUUAAGCUGACUGGCUGGCUCGAGAAUUACGCAUAUGUGAGACUGCGACCAAUGUUUCGUUCAUUUUUUUCUUUUUCCUUUCCAAUCGUGCUUCAUUCUAUUUCGCUGCUGCUCUGGUUGCCCAUUUUGGUCGGUACGAUUUGAGCAGCACAAAAUGGACCAAUCAAAAAUGGGCACAUAGUGCAUUUUGACAAUGCUUGAUAUUUCACAAUUAUUCAAUUAUUUAUCUCAAGAAAAAUGAAAUGUUAUUCGUUAUGAUAGAUGCGUAGAUAUAUUUCCUAUCAAUUGAUGCAAACACCUUUGCGAUCUAUUGAGAAAUGUUCGAGUUAUAAGGGUUGAAAAUCUUGCAUUUUUUCCUACUUGUUCAAUGCCUAGAUUUCCAUUUCACCCCCUAUAUCUUCCGGUUAGACGUAGUCCUACGUCAAUAAAGAGCCGCUGCAACAGAAUCCGUCACACCGUUGCUCGUACGGUGGCAGUCGGACAGGAUCAUUCCACGGUAGCAAACGAAGCGCAUAACGAAGAAAGUUCCGUUGAAUUCUCUCGACUUGGUUUGUCUGUACGGUAUGGUAUGGCGCCCAGACGAGCACGCCAUAUUCAAGUACAUUGCGUACAAGCGCACAAAAAAGUGACUUCGAGCAAUAGAUAUCUCUAAACUGCUGCGUGUUCCGUUUCACAAACCCUUUGGCUGUUGUUGCUGAUAUGUGCUGAGCAAUAUUUAACUUACUGUCGAGUAGCACACCGAGAUCCUUAACAGUGCUGACUCUGACGAUACUGGUUGUUGAGAUUUUAUAGUCAUAGUUUAUGGCGCUCCUUGUCCGACAGAAAGAAAUUGCGUUACAUUUUCGAAUAUUGACGUCCAUUCCGUUUAGUUUACAUCAGAUUAGUAAUGCCUCGAUGUCAUUUUGGAUAGCCUGACAUUCAACUAAUGAUGAGUCUACCCGGUAGAAUUUCAAGUCGUCGGCGAACAUCACCUUUGGAGAACUUAUGGUGUGGCAGAGAUCGUUGACGAACAGUACAAAUAUAAGCGGGCCCAGAUGACUGCCUUGGGGCACACCGGAUGUAAUGUCAAACGGUACAGAUUUUUUCCUUUUUUUUUAUACAAACUCUGCACGAUACAGAGUUCAGAUUUUUUUCCGCAUGUGAAAUUUCUUACAUUCGUACAAAGCAACAUUAAGGUACAUAACGACUUUUACGUCGCAGUAUCGUUUGGAGUGUUUUUUUUUAAUUUUAAUUCGUGAUAGUACGCAAUUAGAUUCAAAAAACUAUGUAUAAGCAUUAUAAAACACACGAAGGACUUGCAAAUGUAAAUGUAGUAUUUGUAGUAAAUAAAUGAGUAUUUUUUCAUGCUAAAUUUCUACAACGAAUAUUUUCGAUGAUACAGAUUUUUGGACGAAAAAGUACAGAUGAGAAAGAUUUUAAACCCCUCUUUUACAGAUUAAAAUGUGGCAACACUGUUUGUGACAUUGACGGUGAUGGAUUUGCAGCUCUGCAGAAGAGACGAGUAGAAUAGAUUUCCGUGGAUGAAUUAUUCGAUCCGGUCACACAACACGUUUCAGUAAAAUGCAUAAAAAAAAGAAUAUUUUCUCGGAACCGAUAGGUGCCGUGGCCGAGUGGUUAGCGUCUCACAUUAUCAUGCCGGGUGUUCGGGUUCGAUUCCCGUUCUGGCCGGGGGAUUUUACGUCAAAGAAAUUUCCUUCGACUUGCACUGUGGUCACGCGUAUUCUAGAGCUUGCCCCUCGGAAUACAUUCAAGGCGUGUUAUUUCGCUUAAGAAAUCUCAACUAAGUAUUAAUAAAUGACGCUAGUUAAUGCAUACGUUGAGACGGCAAAAGUUCCACAGGGAACAUCAACGCCAUUCAAGAAGGUGUCGGAGCGUGUAUCAAACCGCAGCUACAAGGUAAUGAUUGUUCCUUAUUGGAGUGCAUAAUUUUCGACGGUUUUGUCGAGUAAUGUUGGCCUUAUCCAAUAGUCAUUGGAUCGGUGCGGCGUGUCUCUAUCAGUUUAGCAGUCCCGAAGGCAGUUUGAAAUUCUUAAAAUUUGAACGAAAUUUUUUACUAUAUGUUAUUUGAUUACUCAUAACACUUGGUACUGGACCUUACUGAACCGUUUAAAAAAAAAUCCUGAUGUUUCCACUAAAACGCAUCAUUAUACUGAGUGGCGUCGAGGGAAGCUUAAAAAACUAUCUUCAGACACAAUUUUCGUAUAAGAUUCUUCCCUACUUGCAAAGAAUGUAGUUUUCACAUACAUAAAAUAUAUGUUUGAUAUGGAAAUGUUAUUUUUCAUUCAUAAUUUUUAUUUUGAAAGUGUGUUCAUUCUACCUGAAAAUCCAUUAUUGUCAUUGUCGCUUCCCAAACUCGUGAAACGAAGCUCAAUGUCGUCAACGCGAAUUUAUCUUCCAGCUUCAAACAUAAAUUUCUACGCUCCGUCUGUGCCCGCCGUUCGUACUGAGAACCCGCUAUGUUUGACAAUAUAAAUAUACCAGAUAUUUGCCGGCACAUGCCGUGUCGUGUCUGUUAAUAUAAAACUGCCUUUACAGUCAUGAAAACGACAUUUAAUUUUCAUCAAUAAUAUUUUUCAUAAAUUUCUCGAACUAUUUGAAGAGAGCAGAGAGUGAGUUGAUUGGACGAUAAUCCUCAGAUGAUAUAGGUACUUUCCCCCGCUACAGAAUUAGCACAACUCUAGCUGACUUCAAUCGCGGGGAGAAGUAGCCACAAUUUCCGACCAAUCUCUAAUGAGCACAGACUCUAUGAUACUUGAUAAAGAUUGGAAUUUAAUUUAUGUUGAGAUGUUGACGUAUAGUUGAACUUCAAUAUUAUAUUGUUAUAUUUUAUAGAGGAGUUUGGAAUGAUAAUUCACGAUUGCCUGCAUUUCUUCGUCCUCCCCAUUCCUCAUAUUUGCCAAAAUCCGUGGAGAUCAGAGGUCAUGUCUUCCAGCGGAGAGUUUUGUAGAUUCCACAAUUAGCUAGAAAAAUGAGGUUUUUUAGGCAUCCAGUUUUGUUUACUCAAUAAAUCACAACAAGACCAGUACCAACAACACUCCCUCGAUUAGAGUUUUCCAUCGACAUCAUAUUUUUUUAGAAGUUGCUGAAAAGCCAGUAAUACUUUUACAACCAAUGCUUGAUACAUUUUUCCAAAUUUUCGAUUCUCAUCAAAAAUAGCAUGUAAUUCCCUAGGUUCAAUCAGUAGCGAACGAAUUCUACUGAUGUCCUUCUACGGAUGAUCAGAGCUCGUUCGAUACGUAAAAUCUCGUCGGUGACGUCGGUUAUCGGCACCUUUGUGGCAAAAGUGUCUCUAAAAAAAUAAACAGGAAAAUAAUGCAUGUGCCAUUGUCAUCAAGCCAUCAGUAGAAGAGUAUACUCUCGAAAUUCCAAAUACCAACAUAUGAAACCUAGGAAUAGUACAAGUUUUUUCGUUUCGUUUUCCCCCAUUUCCCUAUUGUAAAUUAUUCCCGCUGAACCCUUAUUCACUAUCGCAUACUCUGAAACUAUUGUUGCACAUUUCUGCACCAAUUUCUUAAGCACAGUUCUUCCAGAUUUUUCAAGUAGAGAAUAAAAAUGCAAAAUCAGACUUAGUAGCUAAUGAAAAGGGAUUAAUCAAGUUACUGAGGUUGUUAGCCGCGUUGUAGAAAACAGAUUUUGAGUACAACUUAACAAUGGACACAAGAGAAGAGGCAGGUACAUUUUUUGUGGAAUAUGAACACCGGGUGGCAGAGCUUAAGGCAAACCGUUCCAGCAAAAACUAAUUGAAACAACAGAGAUGUUUUCGUUGACAUGAAUGCAAAAAGUUCCAGCUAAACUUAGUCAAAAUCGAACAAACUGUGAAAACUGCUGGCUCUAACCCGCGAAUAAUUUUGGUCUCGACUACAAUGUGCGCGUUAUUAAGAGUAACUACACUCGAUUAAACUGCAGCCUUACUUACCGUUAUCUACCAUUUCAAUAUACGCAUAGAAUAGAAACACAGUAUAUUCUCUCUUUCCAAAGUGCGGCCUAUUUAGAAGGAACUCAAAAUGAACCCAAAAAAACCCGAGACGAAUGCCCAACUGGGGACGAAUCAACGAAGGCUCAGGAAAUUUUACGUCCUAAACCAUUCUCUUUCGUUGACAAGUUUGUGCUCCCCUUGCGGGGGUGUCUAGUGUUGAUUUCCCCGAUUGGACACUCAUCACAGGAGAAUGAAACUUUGACAAAAAAAAAACACUAUCCAUGAUUCAUUUUAAUCUAUGAUUUUAUAUCCCAGACAUAGUCAUGUUGAAGAAUUGGUUAUCUGUAAAUAAAACAGGCAAGCAAACGAACAGUUAACUACUUCGAUCAUUGCAUGCAGUAUUUAAUAGCGCUCAAGAAAAAAAAACUCAUAAUAAUUUUAAUUUAACACUAAAUAUAGGCGAAUAAGUUGCAGCGAAUUGGUUUUUGAAAACAAUAUAUAGGCUUAAACAAAACAACAACAAAAAUGGUAACGUUCAUGUAAAACAAUCAAAAUAGAACCACUACAAAACGCACUGGAAAUCGUUUCACGCUAUAAUCGAGAUUGAUAUAGAAAUGAAGAGAAGGUAGCGAUAGAACAAACCCUACAUACCUACCAACAUUUAGCGCGAGAGUUUGCGCACGCACACCAAACUCGUACAUUUAAGACCCAUUUACGAAUUCAAACAAAACAAAAAAAAAACAAUUACUGUUGACCACUUUAUUCAUUGUUUGCAAAACAAAAGUGUUAAGUCUUUUACAAAUUGAGAAGUAUAUUAUCGAGAAUAAAAUAAUGAAGAAAGCGACAGAGUAAAUAAGAGCAACAAAAAAAAACAUCACAAAUUUCCAGUCCCUUCUCUACGGGCGAUUACCACUAUCGAUGAAGCGAUUCAAAACUAGAUAUCAAAGAAAUUUAAAAUUCCUUCUCCAAUCUCUAAACCUUUUUCGAAACAAAAGCAAAUUACAGAAUUGGGAAAAAUAAACAAUCUAGAAUGGGUGUAAUGUGGUAAAACAAAA
This is a messenger RNA of Toxorhynchites rutilus septentrionalis, 21348 nucleotides long. RefSeq names its product neurocalcin homolog (gene Nca). The record is from RefSeq and is a predicted model, not a curated record. The transcript is spliced from 5 exons. Gene Ontology annotation, molecular function: calcium ion binding. Lineage: Eukaryota; Metazoa; Arthropoda; Insecta; Diptera; Culicidae. Bases 1057 to 1629 code for a protein of 190 amino acids.